AUGGCAGAAUUCGUUCGCUCGCAGAUCCUGGGGACCACCUUCGAGACCACCAACAGAUAUGCCGAUAUCCAGCCUGUUGGACUUGGGGCCUUUGGGCUUGUUUGCUCUGCCUAUGACAUGAUCACACGCCAGCCAGUAGCAAUCAAGAAGAUGAUGAAGCCGUUUUCCAACUCCACGAUCGCCAAGCGCACUUACCGAGAAGUCAAGCUGUUGAAGCAUCUGCGUCAUGAGAAUCUAAUCGGUCUCAGUGACAUUUUCAUCUCUCCACUAGAGGACGUAUAUAUGGUGACGGACCUUUUGGGGACGGAUUUGAACCGCCUCCUCACUGCAACUCCUCUGGAUGGCAAAUUUGUUCAGUAUUUCACGUACCAGCUUCUGCGAGGUUUGAAAUAUAUCCACUCGGCAGGCGUCAUCCACCGUGAUCUCAAGCCGAGCAAUAUUUUGGUUAACGAAAACUGUGACCUGAAGAUCUGUGAUUUUGGUCUCGCUCGACUGCAGGAGCCCCAGAUGACGGGAUACGUCUCCACCAGGUACUACCGAGCACCGGAGAUUAUGCUAACCUGGCAAAAAUACGGAAUGGAGGUGGAUAUCUGGAGUGCGGGUUGUAUCGCUGCAGAGAUGCUCCGCGGAAAGCCUUUGUUCCCUGGAAAAGAUCACAUCCAUCAGUUCUUUUUGAUCACCGAAGCCCUCGGGAAUCCACCCGAUGAAGUUGUUGAGAGAAUUUGCACCAAGACGACUCUGGAUCUUGUCAAGUCACUGCCGAGCCGCCAGCCACCUCCUUGGAAAUCUCUGUUCCCGGGCUCUGAUAGCGAUGCCAUCGAUCUUCUCGGAAAGAUGCUCAUUUUUGAUCCAGAGAAGCGACUUUCUGCUGCGCAAGCACUGGAGCACCCGUACCUGGGAGUGUAUCACGAUCCAACUGAUGAACCAGUGGCGGAGCAUCAGUUCGAUUGGACAUUCAGUGAAGUGGCACAUUCGAUCGAUGAGUGGAAAAUCAUGAUAUACUCCGAAGUUGUGGAUUUCCAUAAUCUUGGACCUACCGGGCAACUAGCCAUUACAGAAGCUUUCUUGUCUCCUGACGUGAGCCUCAGUCCAGAGGUGCUUGACCCGCUUAACUCACCGGAGAAUCAAAGCAUGAUCGUCAAAACGAUGGACAAUCUGGAUCAGGAUAUCAUGCAGUAUCUCCAGAUCUAG
Aspergillus sclerotioniger CBS 115572 is the source of this 1191-nucleotide messenger RNA. It is a transcript of the gene mpkC, whose product is annotated as mitogen-activated protein kinase mpkC. Gene Ontology annotation, biological process: osmosensory signaling pathway; cellular response to oxidative stress; stress-activated MAPK cascade. The coding region runs from base 1 to 1191 and encodes 396 amino acids. Gene Ontology annotation, molecular function: MAP kinase activity; ATP binding. NCBI's taxonomy places the organism in Eukaryota, Fungi, Ascomycota, Eurotiomycetes, Eurotiales, Aspergillaceae. Gene Ontology annotation, cellular component: nucleus; cytoplasm. The record is from RefSeq and is a predicted model, not a curated record. The transcript has 9 exons.